Messenger RNA from Exophiala bonariae, 1743 nucleotides. RefSeq lists its product as uncharacterized. Bases 1 to 1743 code for a protein of 580 amino acids. The record is from RefSeq and is a predicted model, not a curated record. The transcript has a single exon. Lineage: Eukaryota; Fungi; Ascomycota; Eurotiomycetes; Chaetothyriales; Herpotrichiellaceae.
AUGAACAAGUCUUUCAUCGAUCGAAUCUUUCCCCAAACACCAGGCAGCCGGUUGCCUCAGUACGAAUAUGACUUACCCCCUUCAUCCACGAGAUCUUCAGCUUCACUUCCUCCUCGAAUCGCAUUGCAGGACUCGAUCGCAUCUUCUCCACGUUCUCGGCAGGCACCUUCUAUUUCCCCCCGCCCCAGACACUCAAAUCUUGUCUCCUCCAUUGUACGCCACGACGAUCCUUUCCUUCCCGUUGAACGGGCCUCCAAAUCACUUGAAAGAACAUUGCAAGGGUUACUCGAUGCUCAGUCAGAAGGGCUCAGCGCGGGAGUCAGUGCAGAUGAAGUCGACAAUGUCUCGUCAGUCGGAAGUCCGACACCGACGCCUUCAGUAGUAACACCUACGACUCGGAGAGACUCGGGCCUGAAAACAAUCCCAAUCAGACAACCAAAGGCCAAGAAAAUUAGUCUACGCCGGGCUCGAAUGGGCCUGGGGAAAGCCAUGAAAGAAUUCGCAGAUCUCAAGACACACGAAUUGAAGCUCAUCGAACGCGAAGUGGUGGUUCGGGAUGAGGCACUGAAGCAAGUGUCCGACUUAAGCAACCAAAGGACCGUUCUAGACGAUAAGAUCUACCAAAUCCAGCACCAAGAUACGUCAGUAGGACUACAAUCCGAAGUACAGAAAGUCGAGCAGGAGAUACGCGAAGUAGAAAACACACUUUUCGAACUGAAAGCCCGACACCGACAACUGAAGGCGCGGUUACGCGAGGAAGACAGCACGAAAGGAUCAAGACUGAGCUCCUACAGCGAAUCACUCAGGCUGAACGACACCCAGACGCGAACUUUCCUCCGCCAUCCGCCCGUCCCACAAGGCCUACGUCCGGACUUCAGCAGCGGCAUGUACGCGCUGAAACCAGAACGACGAACCCUGCAAAUGGCACAAGAGCAAUGGACCACCGAGAAGGACGUGCUGAAUCUUCGCAAAUCUGACGUGGAGAGCGAGAAACUCGCCCUGGAAGAAGGCUCGUCUCUGUGGCGCGACGUGGUAGGUCGCAUCACCGCGUUCGAGCAGGAACUGCGCGCGCAGACCCGUGACCUGAGCCAGUCGCAGCUGCAGUCGUACGCGGGCGACCCAGCGCUCGCGAAGCUGGGGCUGGACGCCAGCAUGCAGGUCAUCCUGUCGAAACUGUCGGCGCUGAUGGAGGAUUUGGAGCGGGAUCUGAACGUCGCGGAGCAGCGAGGCUGGAAUCUCCUGGUCUGUGCGAUUGGUGCUGAAAGAGCCGCGCUCGAGCUCGCGAGGGGGUUGUUGGUCGAGACAUCAGAUGUGGCGAAUGGUGGUGGUGGUGGUGGCCAUGAUUUCGAUGAUGCUCCUGGCAAUCCGGAUCUGGGACAUGAACUAAACGGCCACAGUGGUUUUGGUGGAGAAGAUAGUUUCACGACCCACGAGAGUCACGAUACGCCGCACGAAGAUCUCCUGCAUGAACAGCCACCGCCGUCCAGCUCCAUGCAGUCAAUGCCCAUGUCGAUAGGGAUGUCGACGGUCCCGCGCAGCAAAAGCCCCGGCGAGACUAGUAACCAGAGCCUCGAGGAUACGCUGCGUGAGUUUGGGGCGGGGACUGGGACGGAGGUGAGAGCGGAGGGUAAGGGGAAAGAAAGGGAGAGGGAGAAGGCUAUCACUUCCGCCCCCGUCGUGCGCGAGCCGAUGUCUGAGAGCGAGGACGACGAUCCCGGUCCGGAUUUCUUCUUGUCGCAUUGA